Molecule: messenger RNA, 1307 nt
Organism: Musa acuminata AAA Group (dessert banana)
Lineage: Eukaryota; Viridiplantae; Streptophyta; Magnoliopsida; Zingiberales; Musaceae
Exons: 2
Coding region: 107-886 (259 amino acids)
Source: RefSeq, a predicted model, not a curated record
CUUCGAGUCUUGACUUGUCGCGCAAACAAGCAGAAUGCGGUGAGUAUACCUCGACGGUUCGGAAGAAGAAGAGGCCCAACGAGUAGUAGCGUCGACCGGAAAAGAGAUGGAGGACGUCGUCACCGAGUCGCCGCCGCCCUCGAGGUUCUUCCAGGAAGACCUCGACAACUUCGCCGCUCCACCGCCGCCUCUGCCCCCGCCGCUCCUCCUCCUGGACCCCAAACUCGGGCCGGACCACAUCUGCCCUCCCCUCCUCAUCGUCGCCCUCUCCGCCCCCUCCCUCGCCAUCCUUCAUCGGAUCCCUCACAAGAUUCUCAUCGGAACUCUAAUCCUGCCGGAGACCUCCCUCGCCGGCAACUCCCUCGAGCCCUGCCCCCGCGACCGCUCUUGCUACAUCUACGCUGUCGACCAUCGGCCGGCGUCGGCGGUCCUCGUCGCCGUUCAGUUCCCGGUCGCCGCCGAGAGGGCCCGCGCCGUCGCGAAGUCGUUGCUUGGUGCGAUCCAGGCGGAGAGGGUCUUGAUCUUUGGUUCGAUCGGGAGCCAGAACUACAGGGGGCGGUUGGCAGUGGACGAAACCCUAGUUUUUAAGCUGGAGACGGUGGAGGAGAGAAGCGGUGGGCAGCCGCUGGUGCAGGGAGUGGAUUACUUGCCGUCGGGAAGUGUGAUGGAUGGCCUCGGGGCGGCAGUUAUCGCAGAGUGCCAGAUGCGGAGGGCAAAGGGGACGCUGGUGGCAACAUGGCCGGCGAAUGGUCGAUCUACUGUGGUGCCGAUCAUUAGGUCAUUGUUGCAGGGCUUGAGCAUUGAUGUCGGUGCGUCUGAUGCUGAUGAUGAGUUUGAUGCUGGAUGCUCGUUUUCUUCUCGAUAUGUGUCAGAUUUGUAUACCUGAUGACGAGGCUUUACCGGAUGAGGCGGUGUUCUCUGGUUGUUCUAACUGAAAGAGUAAACACUGGUGAAGCCAACAUAUGCUGAUCCUCUUCUACAGAGUGAUGGUUGGUCCAACGAGCUAGAGUCAUGAGAAUUUUUUAGUUACAUAUUUUUGUAAUAGUCUUAAGCCCUAAAAAACUACCUUGGCAGUGGUUUUCCACUACAAUCGCACAUCAUCUUCUGCAAUAUUUCAAUCUGCAAAACUUUUUUUAUUGGGGAAUAAUUGUCCCUCACUUUUUUACUGCCACCUAUUGUGUCAGAUACAUUACUCCUGCCCAGCAAGUUUUUUUUUUGUUGCUUUUCUAUACUUUCAACUGUUAAACAAACCAGAAUUCAUCAUCUUGUUUUAGAAUAUAUCUAUUAACUCAUUGUCUUCUCGGUCA